Molecule: messenger RNA, 993 nt
Organism: Zophobas morio
Lineage: Eukaryota; Metazoa; Arthropoda; Insecta; Coleoptera; Tenebrionidae
Product: lysocardiolipin acyltransferase 1-like
Exons: 10
Coding region: 445-993 (182 amino acids)
Cellular component (GO): endomembrane system
Molecular function (GO): acyltransferase activity
Source: RefSeq, a predicted model, not a curated record
GAGCCCGUUGGUUCUUGCCAUGAAACUUGCUAGAAUUAAAUUAGUAGUUUCCGGAAGCUUUGAGCCAGAACUUUCACAUUUUACUAAGAAGGAUGCACUUUUAUCUUCCUAUGAUACUAACCUUUUGGAUGAUAAUAAAGUACAUGCCAAAAUCUCUAUCGUAAUUUCUAAUCAUCAAGCUUAUGUUGAUUCUUUUUUCAUCGGACUUUUGCUUCAUUGCGAAAAUAGCGCAGACGGGAGUAUGCUUUGGGCCAUAUGGAAAAUGUUUUUAUUUACGCCGCUUGGAUGGGCCGCUUACAUGGCGGAUAACAUUUUUCUAGGCUACGGAAAGAUAAAAGACAGCAGAAUUUUAAAAAAUAAUUUGUCUCGCUUUACUUUUAACGGAUUCAAAACUUUUUGUUUCUACCCGGAAGGGGGACUGUUGCAUCCAAAACUGCAGCAAAAAUGUUAUUAGCUGCCAAUCAAAUUUUAUCUCUUAUAAAUUGUAUCAGAUUAUUGCUUCCGGUUGCUUAUGCAAAAAAAUUAAAUUAUCCAGUCUAUAAAUACGUGAUGCUUCCGCGUGUGGGAGCCUUUAUUGCGGCUGUUCAGCGCUUAAAGGAACAAGGCUGUCAAAAUAUAAAGGAUGUAACCAUUGGUUAUUCCAGGAGCACUCCUUGGGGAAAAAAGCAAAUCUAUAAUCUUCUUGAUGCUUUACUUAUACACGCUUUUCCUCUUCGAGUGCAUAUGCAUCUUCGACAAUUUGAUAUAAGCUCUGUUGGCGAAACCGAAGAAGAAAUGAAGUUUUGGUUGUUCAAAAGAUUUAAAGAAAAGGAUUGCUUGCUUUAUCAUUUUGAUAUCCACCAAUCAUUUUCUUCACCAGACCUUUCGCCCCCCAUGGAAAUUUCUCCGUCCGCCAAACUAGUUAUAAAGGAUUUAUUAUUCUGGAUGGUUAUGCAAUUACUUCUUUUUGGAUUUUUGAUUAAAAUUUAUUUCAUAAGCGAUGAUUAUUUAUAA